Molecule: messenger RNA, 2608 nt
Organism: Trifolium pratense (red clover)
Lineage: Eukaryota; Viridiplantae; Streptophyta; Magnoliopsida; Fabales; Fabaceae
Product: U4/U6 small nuclear ribonucleoprotein Prp31 homolog
Exons: 8
Coding region: 672-2129 (485 amino acids)
Biological process (GO): mRNA splicing, via spliceosome; spliceosomal tri-snRNP complex assembly
Cellular component (GO): U4/U6 x U5 tri-snRNP complex; U4 snRNP; precatalytic spliceosome
Source: RefSeq, a predicted model, not a curated record
AUUCACUUUCAUCGCAAUCUUCAGGUAACGAUACCAUUCGUCAAUUUGCAACUAAUCCCCUUUUUAUUGUUUAUAUGGUUUCUCUAAAUUAUGGAUUACCUUCAUCUCAUGUUUUGAAUUUCUUCAUUCAUCUCCUUUAUUAUUAUAUUGUUUGUUCUAGAAGAUACAUGAAAAUCAUAUAUUUGGUUACAUGUGGUUAAUUAUUUCAAUUUGAAACUCAAUCCAUGGCCAACUUUCAUUCAAAGUAAAAAUAAAUAAUAAAAAAAUCCACGAGCAAAUCCGUCCCGCCUUAUCCCACCCAAUUUUUUAAAGGGGCAAAAUGAAGCGAACGAACCAACUUAAGGUAUCAAGCCUAACCCGCCAAAAAAAGCAGGUCAAACGGGUCGGUCCAGCGAACCAACCGUUUUGCCACCCCUAGCCUGAAUACAUAAUUUAAUUUAAUUUUUUUUUUAAGAAUGCCCUGGAUACAUAAUUUUAAAAAAUAUAUACUAUAUUUUACCAUUUAUUUAAUUUUUACUCAUCUUUUUUCCACUUUCCAGACUUAAUUAUCUCUCUUCUCUCGCGAUUUCCUUUAACCCUAAUUCCCUCUGUUUUUCUUCCAUAAUAAUUUCAUUCAUUCAUUCAUUCAUCCAUCGAGUUCUUCCGUAUCGAUUACAACCUCUCUCAUUCCCAUGGCUACUCUUGCUGACUCUUUCCUUGCUGAUCUUGAUGAACUCUCUGAUAAUGAGGCUGAAAUUCCAGCGGAUGAUGGUGGCGAUGCAGCAGAUAUGGAUGAAGAUGUUGAUGGUGACCUUGCUGACUUAGAGAAUCUUAAUUAUGAUGAUUUGGAUAGUGUUUCCAAGUUGCAGAAAACUCAAAGAUAUAUCGAUGUUAUACAGAAAGUGGAAGGAGCUCUUCAAAAGGGUUCAGAUGUUUCAAUUCAGGGAGUAGAUUUAGAAGAUGAUCCUGAAUACCAAUUAAUUGUGGAGUGCAAUGCGUUAUCAGUUGACAUUGAGAAUGAAAUUGUCAUUAUUCACAACUUUAUCCGUGACAAGUAUCGCUUGAAAUUUCCAGAGCUUGAGUCACUAGUACAUCACCCAAUUGAUUAUGCACGUGUUGUUAAGAAGAUAGGAAAUGAAAUGGAUCUAACUCUUGUUGAUUUAGAAGGGCUUUUACCCUCAGCUAUUAUCAUGGUUGUCUCGGUUACAGCGUCGACUACGAGUGGCAAGCCACUUCCGGAAGAAGUCCUUAGUAAGACAAUUGAGGCUUGUGAUCGAGCUCUUGAUCUUGAUUCAGCGAAGAAAAAGGUUCUUGAUUUUGUAGAGAGUAGAAUGGGUUACAUUGCACCGAAUGUUUCUACUAUAGUUGGCAGUGCUGUCGCAGCUAAACUCAUGGGAACAGCUGGUGGCCUAUCAGCUCUUGCAAAGAUGCCUGCUUGUAAUGUUCAGCUUCUUGGAGCCAAGAAAAAAAAUCUUGCGGGGUUCUCCACCGCAACAUCGCAAUUUCAUGUCGGUUACAUUGAGCAAACAGAAAUAUUUCAGACUACUCCUCCUAAUUUUAGGCCACGAGCAUGCCGACUCCUGGCUGCAAAGGCUACACUUGCGGCACGAGUAGACUCAAUACGUGGGGAUCCAUCUGGGAAAACUGGACGAUCUCUCAAGGAUGAGAUCCACAAAAAAAUUGAGAAGUGGCAAGAGCCCCCUCCAGCUAAGCAACCGAAACCACUUCCAGUGCCUGAUUCUGAACCUAAGAAGAAGAGAGGUGGUCGAAGGCUUAGGAAGAUGAAGGAGAGGUAUGCAAUAACAGACAUGAGGAAGUUAGCAAAUAGGAUGCAGUUUGGAAUUCCUGAAGAGAGCUCUUUAGGGGAUGGUCUGGGUGAGGGUUAUGGAAUGCUUGGUCAGGCUGGGAGUGGCAAGCUUCGUGUGUCAGCUGGUCAAAGUAAACUUGGUGUAAAAGUUUCGAAGAAAUUUAAGGAAAAGAACUAUGGUAGCAGUGGUGCUACAUCUGGUUUAACUUCAAGUCUUGCAUUUACACCAGUGCAGGGAAUUGAGCUGACAAAUCCACAGGCUCAUGCACAUCAACUUGGUAGUGGAACUCAAAGCACCUACUUCUCUGAAACAGGAACAUUUUCAAAGAUCAAGAGGACUUGAAACCAUGCAUGAACCUGAAUUCUUGUUCUGUCUCCUGAAUUGUUGAUUGUAAACAUUCUAGUAAAUUGAUAAUGCUGCCGGGGGACAUUGCUCCAUAGAUCUAUGGUAGAUUUUUGUAGGAUAGCCAUAUAUACUGUUAAGUGUUAACUAUGCUGUGAAUCUGGUUUCCUAACAGCGAGUCCAUUGUAGACGUUCCCUUUGUAUAUGACUUUUGCAAUGCCUUGAGGUUUCUAUUCAUAGUAAUAGAGAAAUGAUGAUCAAUCUAUACCAUUUUCAUGGGAUAGGUUUAUAACCAAAAAUCAAAGAAAACUAUUAUUAACUUGGGUGCUAUCUUCUAUGAUGUGAGUUUGUUCGUAUUUCGUAGAUUCAUUCUUUUUGUUUUUAGUUGUAUUGAAUUUGUAUUUGAAUAUGAAAUCUUCUUGAUGUUAGUGUUAUUUGACAUCAAUACAUAUUCUUUAAUUAAAGGGUUGAAUAUGAAA